AUGUCCACUCGCCAUAUUCUCCGAUCCCUUCCCACAUCCUCUAGGCCUUCUAUUCCUCGUGCGGCAAGAUGCAUCUCCACCUCCUCUUCGGUAGGGCAAAUACCUCCCUCGACUCACUCCAGUAGUGCGUCGUCAUCAACUCCCCCUUCAUCUUCGACCUCGACAUCGACCUCGACAUCAGGAAAGACCACUCAUUUCGGAUUCAAAGAAGUUCCAGAGGAACAAAAAGAGACUUUGGUCGGGAGCGUAUUCAGCUCAGUGGCAUCUUCUUAUGAUGUGAUGAACGAUGCAAUGUCACUUGGUAUACAUAGGUUAUGGAAAGAUUCAUUCGUAACUUCAAUGUUACCUCGUCUAUCACCUUCAUUACAUCAAAAUCCAGGUACGACAAUUGAACCUAGAGCGUCAUUCAAAUGUUUAGAUGUAGCUGGAGGAACGGGUGAUAUAGCUUUGAGGAUUUUAGAUCGAGCAAGAGAGAAAUUUGGUUCGAGGGAUAUAGAAGUUGAAAUCGUUGAUUUGAACCAAGGAAUGUUGGAUGAAGGUAGGAAGAGAGUCGCAAAGACUUUAUAUUACAACACACCUCAAAUCACCUUUACUCAUGGGAACGCUCAAUCACUCCCUUCACAUAUUGCCGACAAUUCAAUAGAUUUGUAUACCAUCGCAUUCGGGAUUCGAAAUUGCACUUCCUUGCCAGCUGUACUAAGCGAAGCGUAUAGAGUACUCAAGCCAGGUGGUAAAAUCGGUGUGCUGGAAUUUGGAAAGGUAUCAAACCCAUUGUUUAAAGAGAUUUAUCGUCAAUAUUCAUUCCAAUUCAUACCUAUUAUGGGUAAGAUUUUAGCUGGUGAUUCGGAAUCAUAUCAAUAUUUGAUUGAAUCAAUUGAAAGAUUCCCUACACAACCUGAAUUCGCCCAACUUAUGAUCAAUGCGGGAUUCCAGACUGGUCAAUUGAGAGAAGGUAAAGGUGGAGCUUGGACAGAUUAUACAAAUGGUAUAGCAACAGCUUGGACAGGUGUCAAAGCGUAA
Molecule: messenger RNA, 1020 nt
Organism: Kwoniella shivajii
Lineage: Eukaryota; Fungi; Basidiomycota; Tremellomycetes; Tremellales; Cryptococcaceae
Exons: 5
Coding region: 1-1020 (339 amino acids)
Biological process (GO): ubiquinone biosynthetic process
Molecular function (GO): methyltransferase activity
Source: RefSeq, a predicted model, not a curated record